Molecule: messenger RNA, 825 nt
Organism: Rotaria sp. Silwood2
Lineage: Eukaryota; Metazoa; Rotifera; Eurotatoria; Philodinida; Philodinidae
Source: the annotation of a GenBank genome assembly
AUGUCUGAUAUAAUUUCUGUUCAUUAUUAUUUCCAGUUUCUCAUAUUUAUCUAUAUUAUUCCUAUUUAUAUUACUAUUGAAAAUCAGAUAAAAAUUGUUUUUCUGAAUGGUUUAAAUGUAAUUCGUUGUUCAGAUAAUCAAAUACAAAUAUAUAAAUUAGAUUAUUAUUCUGGAUAUUUAAUUGAUAGUUUAGUAACAUGUGAUACGAAGGAUGAAAUUUAUUCUCAAAAAUAUACUGGUUUCAAAUGGGGUAAUCUAAAACUUAUUUGUUCCUUCGAUAACACAGAAGUGCAUGAAGAACAAGCUAUUUUAAGAUCCUUUGGGGACAAUUCUGUGUUUAUUAGUCAUGCUGAGGGUCAAUUAGAUCAAUCGAAAGAACUUUACAAGUUACAAAUCGAUCAUAACGGAGAAUCUAAGUAUGGAACAAUAAUAUCAAAUAAUCAAUCAGCAAAUGAUGCAUUCUUUAAUGAAAAUAAUGCAUUAAAGGACAGAAAAAUUUAUAUAUGGUUUCCAGAUGAUCCAAUUAUUUGUCGAGUAGCAUUUACUAGUGAUGAAGAUAAUCCAUGUCCUUCAAUGGAUGGUAUAGCAGUGAAAAAUGUUAAUUAUACAUGUUAUUAUAAUCCAGGUGCUGAUGAACUACCAACGAGAGAACAAAUGGAAGCUGAAUUGAAACAAAUAGAAGAAACAGAUGAAAGGCCCGAUACUGAUGCGUAUGUCUUAGAGUUAGAAGCACCAGUACGUAUAGAAUGUUAUUUUAUUAGUUUAAAAGUCUCAAUUCAUAGAAAUAAUUUAUCUGAUUCUCUAAAGAAUUAUUUAAUUAAAUAA